Molecule: messenger RNA, 5958 nt
Organism: Rattus norvegicus (Norway rat)
Lineage: Eukaryota; Metazoa; Chordata; Mammalia; Rodentia; Muridae
Source: RefSeq, a predicted model, not a curated record
AGGGGGAGAGAGAGCAAGCAAGAGAGUCCUUCCUAUGGGUAUUGAUGGCUGGCUCUAAUCUCAGUAGGGCCUAUCAGGUUCCACAUCAGCCAAGACUACAUAGAGAGAUCCUGUCUCAAACAAGGGUGUGUGCUGGGGGACUCAGAAAAAAAGUAAAACACAUUCAGGGGCAUAGGUGUAGGCUUCUCAAGGAGCCAGUAAGACAGAUCCAUAGGUACGGGUUCUGUAAGGGAGAGUUAUAAUUGGUAGCAUUGGUCAUCUCUCCCAUCUUGAUGGCUCCCAGGUUGUGUCUCGAAAGAUUAGUAACAACUCCUCCCCAGUUUUGAUGAGGAUGGGUGAGGUAGCUCUUUGGAAUGCCUUGGAUGGGAAUCAGAUAAAGUAAAACCAGAAACUACUAGGGCUGCCCGAGAGACUUGGUGUAUGUGCUUUCCCUGUAAACCAGAGGUUCUAAAUUCCUGGUUUACAGCUGGGAAGGGAGAAGGGCCUUAGUUGUUAGUGUGCUUGGGGCAGGUAGGAGGAAGGUUCUCCAUUUCUCUUUCUCAUGUCCCCCCAAAUUCUCCCUUCCUUCUGGCCUGCUUCACUACCACUUCGUUCUAAAUUCACUUUUCUAUAAUCCCCAGGUCUGCAAACUAUAUUAGAUCCCCAGGCUGCCCCUUUGCUAGCCAAAGUGGGCACACUAGCCUGGAGUGGGAAUACGUCUGGGUAGACAGGCCAACUCAGCUAUAAUAGCCUUCAGUAAAGAUAGGUGGGUGAAGAUGCCCGACCUGUACAUUCAGACACAAAUUUGUGAACUUAAAAACAUUCAAGUAUUAAGAUUCAUUGUUCGUGGUUUGCCUGUGCACCAUGUGCGUGCUUGGCGCUCUCGGAGGUUGGAACCAAAGAAUCAAAGCUUCUUUCUGGAUGCGCAGUUUUAUUUGUCCGUCAUGUGGGUGCCAUUCCGUGUUCUUAAUCACUGAGCCAUCUCUUAGUCCCAAACAUUGUUUUUCACACUUGUUUUUCCGUGGCAGGGUUUCUGUGUGUUGCCUUAGCUGUCCUAGAAACUCUCUCUGUAGACCAGGCUGGCUUCGAACUUAGAGAAUCGCCUGCCUUUUGCCUCCAUUGUGCUGGGACUAAAAGGCGUGCACCACCACAAACCACGCGUGGUUUUCACACUUUUAAAGCAUUUUGAGAUUUGUAAUUAGCUUGGGCAAUUGUUCAGCAUGAAAGCUGCCCGAAACAAACGAUGACACGCUAAAUAAACAUUAUGCUCACAACCCUCGGCCGGGUUGAUACCCCUGGGGGUGGGGAGUAUGCCCAAUAGAAUUCUAUGUGGCCCAGACACCCCUGGUAGACGCUACUCCACGCCCAAAGUCCCUGAUAUCAGUAGCCGCCCUUUCUCUCCUGCCAGAUGCAGGGACGCACUAGCCCCCUACUGGCCGACCUGGGUCACGCAAUUCCCAUUAUCGGGAAGCGCCUCCAUCUCUAGACCCCUCUAACCGGCUGGGGCCUUUCUCGCUGGUACGUCAGGCGACACCCCAGGGCGGACGCUCCUCUAGCGCCAGGGGGCGCGCGGCUGCUUAGGGGCCCUUCUGGCCUGCGGCGGCAGCUCGACUGCUCCAAGGCGGCCCAGGUGAACCCCGGCGCUUCUCCGCAACGUGCCGGGUACCGCUGGAGCUGCUACCAUGGAGGUGCUGGUGGGCCCCGGGCCCCGGCAAGCUGGCGGAGGGCUGGGCGCCGCAAGAUCCACGUCCUCCGGCCGCGCGGCGCGGACCACGGAGGUCCCCUGGGCGCGCUUCUCUGCCUGGCUGGAGUGCGUGUGCGUGGUCACCUUCGAUCUGGAGCUGGGCCAGGCGCUAGAGCUAGUCUAUCCGAGUGACUUCCGGCUCACAGACAAGGAGAAAAGCAACAUCUGCUACCUGGCCUUUCCAGACUCCCACUCAGGGUGCCUGGGAGACACUCAGUUCAGUUUCCGCAUGCGUCAGUGUGGAGGACAAAAGAGCCUCUGGCAUGUUGACGAUCGGUCGUAUAACAGCAAGGCUCCCUUGGCAUUGCAGUCUUUAGUGCUGGUGUCCCGCCUGCCAUUCGUCCGGCUGUUUCAGUCACUCCUAAGCCUGAUUGCCCCCGAGUACUUUGAGAAGCUGGCACCCUGCCUGGAAGCAGUUUGUAAUGAGAUUGACCAAUGGCCAGCCCCUGUGCCUGGGCAGACCCUGAACCUACCUGUCAUGGGAGUUGUCAUUCAGGUGCGCAUCCCAUCCAGGGUGGACAAGCUGGAAUCCAGUCCUCCAAAGCAGUGUGAUCAAGAGAACCUGCUGCCAGCUCCAGUCGUCCUCACUAGUGUCCACGAACUGGAUCUGUUUAGGUGCUUCCGACCAGUGCUAACCCACGUGCAGACCCUGUGGGAGCUCAUGCUUCUUGGGGAGCCCCUAGUGGUCCUGGCACCCUCACCUGACGUGUCUUCAGAGCUGGUACUAGCCCUAACCAGCUGCCUACAGCCCCUGAAGUUCUGCUGUGACUUCCGCCCCUACUUCACCAUUCACGACAGUGAGUUCAAGGAGCUCACAACUCGAACCCAGGCUCCACCAAACGUGGUCCUGGGAGUCACAAACCCUUUCUUUAUCAAAACACUCCAGCACUGGCCUCAUGUUCUCCGAAUAGGGGAGCCCAAGAUGUCAGGGGACCUACCUAAGCAGGUCAAGCUUAAAAAACCGUCUCGGCUGAAGACCCUCGACACCAAGCCAGGCCUCUACACCUCCUAUACUGCCCACCUCCACCGGGACAAAGCCCUGCUUAAACGACUGCUCAAGGGCAUCCAGAAGAAGCGGCCAUGGGAUGUGCAAAGCGCCCUGCUGAGGCGGUACCUUCUAGAGCUCACACAGAGUUUCAUCAUCCCUCUGGAGCACUACAUGGCCAGCCUCAUGCCACUACAGAAGAAUAUUACACCCUGGAAGAGCCCCCCCCAGAUCUGCCCCUUCCGCCAGGACGAUUUCCUGCAAAGCCUGGAGCAUGCGGGACCCCAGCUCACCUGCAUCCUCAAGGGCGACUGGCUGGGCCUCUACAGGCGGUUUUUCAAGUCCCCCCAUUUUGAUGGCUGGUAUCGGCAACGACACAAAGAGAUGGCCCAGAAGCUGGAGGCUCUGCACCUGGAAGCUAUCUGUGAGGCGAACAUCGAGGCUUGGAUGAAGGACAAGUCGGAGGUGGAAGUGGUCGACCUGGUCCUGAAACUUCGGGAGAAGCUGGUACGGGCACAGGGCCACCAGCUCCCUGUGAAGGAGGUGACACUGCAGCGGGUUCAGCUGUACAUCGAUACAGUUAUUGGCUCCCUGCCCAAGGACCUGCAAGCAGUCCUGUGCCCUCCCUAGGACAGGACAACUUGUGUGGUCCUGGGGACCUAAGUCUGCCAAGCUCCCCCUCCCUUGAAAGGCAGGCUUCCACCAAGCUGGGGCUCCCAGCCUGGGGCUCUUACCUCAGCUUCAGCCCCCUCCAGAACCACCUUUGUCCCAGCAGUAAAAUGACAUUUGGAAUGACAGUCUGGUCCCUGACUAUUGGGGGAUUCUGUGCUGGCACUGUCUCACUUCUUGCUGGCCCCCACCUGUCCGCCACAGCUGGAGGUGGGAGUGGUCUAGUAGCCUUUACUGAUGUAGGUGCCUUCACCACCUGCCCCCUCCUGGCUCCCAUCUGCCCACACUCCAGGCCGCCUUGUGUUGGGGGUCCUUUAGCCCAGCAGGCUUCCCAACUCCAAGAAGGAGGAGGCAGCUGCCAGGGCAAGCUCCUUUCCUUUACACCUCACUCGUUCUGGGGAGGGAAGGGUACUUUGCCUAGGCAGCUACUUGAGAGGGCAGAAGCUCUUUGUCCUGUGAGGACCUAAAUCUCCUUCCUGCUGUGAUUGGUCAGGAUGAGAGAGUGAGGGAUGGUGUGGGGCCUGGCACCCAGGCUAUUCUUUGAGGUCCUCACCACAGUCCUUGUUCCCUUUCUUGGAACACCCCCUAAACACCUGCUCCAUGCAUUUCACCCAGGCUGCCAAGGGAUACUCCAGCCCCCCCCCCCCCGUGUCUGCCCCCCCCCCUGAAGUUUGAGAGUCUUUGGACUGUAGCCUGAUGCUAUGGUCUCUGCUGUCUUGGUCUUAAAGUACACUUGAGCCCUUAGGCAGAGGUAUCUCUUGGAGGUGCUCUUCCUAAAGGCUAAAAUGGUCCCAGGGGCCUAAGUCUGCCAAGCUUCCCUCUCCCUUCAAGGCUCUAACUUGGCCUCAGACCUCCCUCCCUGCAAGAACCACCUUUGUCCUGCAGUUAAGAUGACAUUUGGAACUGCAACCUGGUCCCUGAAUGUUUGAGGAUUCUGUGCUGGCCCUGUCUCACCCGUUCCUGGAUUGAUACUGUUGUGCAGUACCUCUAAUCCUGGGUACAGUGUGUUACAAUAUUACAACCUAGCACUCCAACCUGACCCUUGGGGUGGUCCAGACUGAAGUGAGGACCCAGAGCUGCAGCCAAACCCCAGCUAAGUAUCUGAAAUCUGAAGGUGGGUCUCCUGAGCACUUAGACUCCUCCUCUGUGGGACUGGGCUAUGUGGGUUCACUGGGUAGUGUCGAGCAGUAACAGGGAAAGGGGGCAUUCAGAGCUGCAAGGCGAGCUUUUGCUUUCUUAUAAAGCUCCCAAGUAGCAUGACUUAUUACCUGUUCUGGGUUCUUUGGACUCCUUAACCAAACCUCAAGAAUGUACUGCCUUACCCUUCUCCACUGAUCCUGGCUAAGUCCAGACACAGCAAAGGUAUCCUAGUGUUAAGAGUUGUCAGCACCAUGCCUAGAUCUUUGUAUCGGUUCAGUUGUUUACCCCUGACCUUAGCCUAUGACAGCUUGUCACACUGUAUCCACUCUACAGGCGAGCAAACGGACCAGAUAGAUACACGAAGGUACAUAGUCAUCUAGGUCAGUCUAAUGCAGUAUCCAAGGAUGUAGACAGAAAACUGAGCAAAAGCAGGUUGAAGUGGAGACCUUGUCAUUAGGAAGAAAGGUGUUCGCACUCCCUGGAACAGAGGUGCCAGCCUCACCACCAAGAGCCUGGUCUCUAAGGGAUCUUCAGAAACAUGGCACCAUCCACUGUGACAGCUGGAGCUCCCAGGCUGUGGGGACUGUGCCUUGGGUGUGCCCACCCUCCUAUCCAAGUGCACAGUGGCCAGGUCUAAGCCCCCUUGGUCUCAGCGGCUCCAUCCUAAAAUGCACAUCUCAAAUACCACUGCAAUGUGUUUCUUGUGGUCUCCACUUGACUUUCUGAAAACUGUCACACAAUAACCUUCAGGGUGGCCCUCAUGGACCUCGGCCACCAUAACCAGCUUCUGCCGUGACAGUUAGUUGGUCAUCCUCUGGACAUGGGAAUCAGCAGACAGAUUUGGGGCAGAGGAGGGGAGAAGGCUAUGUAUAACAGUGCUGCCUAGAACAUGAACCCAAGGCUGAUACGUAGGAAUGAGGAAAGUUCCAGUGUCCUUGAGGGGCUUGUCCAGGUUACUUGGUAGAGUGUACGGCCUGGGGCCUUCUACCAGCUAUAUCCUUUCCCACUCCUGCACUCCCAGGAUGGGCUCAGCGGAGUUAGCGGAGCUUCUGUCCAAAGUAGGCUUAAGCCCAUCUCUUCCCAUCCCUGCCAAGGGCAGAGAGCCUGGAGGGAAGAAGAGACAGAUGGCUCCAAAAAGGUGCUCCCCUCCCCCAACCCAAAGGGCCCUUACAGUUUAGAUGCCUGGAUAGUGAAAAACUAAUCCUGGAGGCUGUGAUCCCCAGAGCUCCCUUGUGUGGCAAGUUGGAGAGAGCAGUGAGCCAGCAUUCAGGGGAUCUAGGAGGGUUGGGUGGAGGUCAUGAGGCAGCCAGCCCCUGGGACAGACCGGAAGGAUAGGAGGACUCUUUUACCCUCCAGCUUCCUGCCUUCUAUUUUGAGCCCUACUCAUUUCAGAAUACUGGCCUUCCCACAACUUUGUUAUUAAAAUAUCUUUGUUAUACAA